GAUGAUGACGAUGAUUAUGGAGAAUCGAAGUGGGGAGCCGUUACAAAGACUGACAGAACCACCAAAAGUGUCAACAAAGAUGGCGGACCGACUCUCUCAACUUCAGGAUGCCGUGAAUCAGCAAGCUGAGAAUUUGUACAACAGCAUCGGGUGUCUCUUCAACUCGGCUCCUCCCUGCAGCUUUGAUAAGAGCGGCAAGACUCCCUCACAGAAUGAAAACCCAGAUGACAUGAUGGAACACAAGCGGGUGUUUGCCACCGUCAUCGCCCGCAACGCUAAGGACAUUGAUGCUCUCAUUGAGUCGCUUCCUUCAGAGGACUCGUCGGCGGAGCUUCAGACGGCAAGCAUGCGUAUUCUAGAACAAGAAGGGGAGGAAGCUGCCCAGAGGUUGCAGCGAGGUAUUGACCGAGGAGACAAGCUGCUGGAGGAGAUAAACAGAGCUCUGACGGAAAUUGCCACCACUCAGCUGGCCAUUAACCGGAUCACAGAAGCCUCACAGGGAGAUGCCAUUAAGAUUUAGCUUCAGGAUGCGGUGUGAUGGAUGCAGAUUUGCUCUGUGGUGAUGCUGCAAGUGCUCAUAUCAGGGACGUAGCCUAAACUGGCCUCAAGUGCGUCAUUCAGGCAUAUCAUAUUAUACACGGUUGUCAGUUUUCCAGACUCAUUCACAGUUCACCAGUCUGUGCUCAGUAUUCUGUGACGUUUCCUCUCUGCAGGGCACUUCAGGAAAUUUUUGGUGGCCAGGUGGUGAGUGAUUUGAGGAGCAUGGGCCUGUUGUGGAAGUGUUGGCGCUGGGACUGUGCUGUGUAAUGUAUUAUUUCGUAGGAUGAGACCAGGGUGAAUGCUGGCAGUUCUUCUCAAGGGUGAGGUGGGUAUGCAAGGAAGUAGUGAGUUAAGUGUAGCAGUGUAAUAACAGACUUUAAAGGAAACUUAAUGCCACUUUUCUGUCUCAGGUGUGGUGAGCUGUUCAGCAAGUAUUAUUGGCUAUGUGUUUAUUUAUUAUUCCCAGCCCAUGUGCAGUGUUAGGGUACACUGAAGUAAUGUGCACUGUGAGCUAAGGUUGGUAUUAAUUCUGAAGAUGUGGUUUAGGUGAUACAACUCUUAGUGUAUUGAGGAUUCCUUAGCUGGUAGUCUAACAUGAAUAUGAGAGUCAAGCCAAGUUUCAAGAGGACAGAAUAGACAGCUUUGCCAGUGUUGCUUUCUGUACAACCAUGCAGAUAUAAGAAAUGGUGAAUUGACUCAUGUCUGUAUUAUCCUCAUGGCCACGUUUGUAAACAGUGUUUCUUAGUGAUGUUAUAUUAAUGUCAUUGCAUUGUUUAUGAAAAUAAUACUGUUUUCAGAACUGUAAACUCAUGAAAACUUAAUUUUGACCCAUUUUUCAUAACUUAAAGGUUUUUACAUUUCUAUUGUCAUUUAUCAUAGUACAAUACAACUAUUUUGUCACAA
Messenger RNA from Scylla paramamosain (green mud crab), 1443 nucleotides. It is a transcript of the gene MED21, whose product is annotated as mediator of RNA polymerase II transcription subunit 21-like. Gene Ontology annotation, molecular function: transcription coregulator activity. The record is from RefSeq and is a predicted model, not a curated record. The coding region runs from base 2 to 520 and encodes 172 amino acids. Lineage: Eukaryota; Metazoa; Arthropoda; Malacostraca; Decapoda; Portunidae. Gene Ontology annotation, biological process: regulation of transcription by RNA polymerase II. The transcript is spliced from 4 exons. Gene Ontology annotation, cellular component: mediator complex.